Molecule: messenger RNA, 2030 nt
Organism: Xiphias gladius (swordfish)
Lineage: Eukaryota; Metazoa; Chordata; Actinopteri; Istiophoriformes; Xiphiidae
Gene: slc67a1
Product: solute carrier family 22 member 18
Exons: 10
Coding region: 359-1591 (410 amino acids)
Biological process (GO): transmembrane transport
Molecular function (GO): transmembrane transporter activity
Source: RefSeq, a predicted model, not a curated record
AGACUCCGACCUCAGCGGGAGCACGUGAACGCAUCGCUGCUCAAAGUUUCCGGUUGGAUUUUCUUUAGUUAUAACGUCUUCGCGCAGCUAGUUUUUUGUUUGUUUGUUUGUUUGUUUGUUUUACGGUAUUACCGACAGGAGCCGGACUCACGGACACUGUCCAGCUAUCCCGGUGAACAAUGCUUAAACCAAACCAAGGCGGUUUUCCCACUGUGGAUUAUUUUCUCUCGGAACUAGCUAACGUUUACCUCGGCGACGCCUCCUUGACGCCCCCCUCUGCUCCAAAGUGCGACAGACGCUAGGCUUGCCGGUUCAAGUGAAAGUUCACCGGGUUAGAGGCCGUUUUACCCGAAUCGAAAUGAACCGAAAAGGUGAAACGACCGCGGAAACCCCCGAGGGAGACGGGCCGGGGAGGAUGAAAAUCGUCCACAUCGUUUACCUCAUCGCUGCUUUGGAUGUAACAUGGUUAUUUUUACAGUCUUCCGUAACCCCCUAUUUGGCAAAGAAACUCGGCUUCGACACUUUGUUGUUUGGUUAUUUGCAAACCAUGGUGGGCAUCAUUCAGCUGCUUGGGGGUCCUAUGUUUGGAAGGUUUGCAGACCUCUUUGGGGCACGAGCAGCCUUGUCUCUGGCCUGUGCUGCAUCUGUUGUUUACUUUCUGCUGCUGGCCAUAGCAGACAAUCCUGCCAUGCUGUUCAUCCACAAAGUCCCCACAGUCUUCAUGCAUGUCAUACCUGUCUCUCAGAUGGUUGUGGCAGACCUUUCAGAACCUGAAAAACGGGCAGAUGCUUUAUCCAAACUAGGUCUGUGCUUUGGCAUCGGUAUGAUAGCUGGCUCCACGCUGGGCGGACAUCUUAUCACACGCUAUGGGGAGACAUUUACUGCAUGUGUUGGUGCUGUGGGGACUGCCUUCACUUUACUGUUGGUUUUAAAGUUUAUCCCAAAAACUACUAAAGCUCAAGCUCCAAGAACCAACACAGAAAGCGAGAAAAAAACCACGUCAGUAUUCAAUGUGGGAGAGAUCACAAGACUGAUGAAGUUUCCAGGCGUGACUCCGACUCUCGUUGUGAAGAUAAUUGCAGGCUUGCCAUCAGGCAUUUUUCAGGUGAUGUUUUCGAUCCUUGCGUUGGACUUCUUCAAGCUGCAACCUGAGCAGAAUGGCUAUCUGAUGGCCUAUUUUGGCAUAGUCCAAAUGUUGGUUCAGGGAGGAGUGAUCGGUCGAUUCACAGUGAGAUACUCUGAGAGCUCGCUGCUGCUUCUGUCCAUCGGAGUUUCCUCUUUGGUGGGACUGGCUCAGGCAUACAUGCUGAAUGUGUUCCACCUCAGCCUCAUCAUCAUCCCGAUGAUAUUUUCUCUCUGCCUGUUUGGUGUCAUCACAGACAGCAUGCUCACAAAGAGCGUGCCCUCCUCUGACACGGGGACAAUGCUGGGGCUGUGUGCAUCUGUUCAGUCUCUGCUUCGCACGGUCGGCCCCACUGUUGGCGGCUUCCUGUACGUGAACUAUGGCAUUUCCUCAAUAGGCCUGAUGCAAUUUUUUGUGAACAUUGCUGUGUUUGUUUAUCUGCUGCAGCGUCGGCUCAAGCAGGAAUGAAAACCUAACAGAGGAGAUGGAAAUCAAUAUUUGAUUGCAGGAACGAUGGUUUCUACACACUCUCUACAGUCAAAGCACUCUGCCGCAGUCAUUUACAUGACGUGAUAAGGUCAACAGUUCUGCAGGAUUUACGGUUUUUACUUUGUUGUUCAGUCUGUGGUUGAGGCACAGGACCUAAACCACUAGAUGGCAGCAAAGCCACCAUUUUACCUGAUGAUAGUUUUAUUUUCCAGGGUUCAUCAUUCACACUCACAUUAGAGAUAUGGUUUUAAAUCAGUUUACUUAAAUGGACAUUUUGUUAUAUAUCAUAAAAAAUGUUAACUAAAGGAUCUAUCAAUCGUUUCUAAUUGAACAUAGUUAUAUCAGAAUAACUUUGAAUUUGUAAUUGAAGUUUAUUUUCUUAAGUGUCAUUUUUUUUUAAUUAAACCUUUAGAAAUGA